Messenger RNA from Cuscuta epithymum, 2378 nucleotides. Lineage: Eukaryota; Viridiplantae; Streptophyta; Magnoliopsida; Solanales; Convolvulaceae. The record is from the annotation of a GenBank genome assembly.
GUUGAUAAUAUUUCUUGUUUGGAAAAUUGAACAAAUAUUGCCCUUACAGUUAAAAGAAACGGUGGAGUAAAUGUGAAACAUUGAGCAUCUGAAGAUGAAGAAGCUGCGUGUUCCUUCUGUUGGCUCAAUUUGGAAAAGAAUCCAGAAUGGCAACAGAGACUCUAGGGUUUUAUUCUUCUCCACGGAAGCGAAGUCUCUUGUCUCUCUUUUUCCUUCACCGUCCCAGACAGGCGACAAUCUGUACCAUCGGAUUAUGGGUGCAGAGAAGCAAAAACUUUCAAUCGCUCCCAUAAUGGAUGAGUGGGUUAAGGAAGGUCGUCCGAUCGAGCUUCAAAUUCUUCGUGACAUCAUCAAACGGCUCCGUAAAAAUAGGUUCUCCAAAUACGCCCUCCAGGUUUUCUCAAUUCCAUCAUUUCCAUGCCUUUCUCUUUCAAAUCCUCAAUAUUUACUCACCUGUGCUUAUCUCCAACUCAACCGAAAUGCUUCAGUUUUUUUCCAGUGUAUGUAAUGUCUAGUUGUACUCGGAUCACGUCUGACAUCUACUAGUCAUGUUUAACAUCGACUCACCGAUGCAUUCCACAACAUUGUUUCACUCUUAUUAGGUCUACUUCUAAUAUAUAAAUUCGAAAUAACCUUCACUAUGUGAGGACCAUUUUGGGCUGAGUUCAGUCCAAAUUAGUGCAAUAUCACAGUCUGAUCUAAUUAUCGUUUGUUUUUUUUUUCUUGUGACUUUGGGGGUAGCCGGGUAGCCCGUCCUCACAGCGAUCCUUUUAGAUUUUUGAAUGGAUUGAUGAGUCAAAAAAUCUUCAAUUGUCUCCGGGAGAUAUAGCCAUACGUUUGGAUUUGAUAGGGAAAACCUAUGGUCUGGAUGUGGCUGAGAAGUAUUUCCACAACAUUCCAAUGAAUUUGAGAACCAAUAAGGUAUACGGCGCUUUGCUAAACUGUUAUGUCCACUUCAAAAACGUGGAAAAAGCGGAAGACGCCUUGCAGAAGAUGAGGGACGAGUUUGGUUAUGAUCAGUGUUUGGCAUUUACUCUUUUGAUGAAUCUUUACUCCAAGUUGGGGAAAUUUGACAAAUUGCACUUAUUAGCACAACAAGUGGAAGAAAUGGGGGUCAUUGUAGACAAAUACUUCCAAUACACACGCUUAAAUGCGUAUGCAACCGCUCGUGAUGUAACUGGAAUGGAAAGUCUCGUGAAGUAGAUGGAAGUAGAUCAUUGGAUCGCCAUUGAUUCGUGUUAUUAUACGAUACUAGCCAACGGUUACAUAAGAGCCGGCGAUUUCAAGAGGGCUCUAGAAGCCGUGAGGAAUUUUGAAGACGCAACCACACGCAGGAGGGUCGAGAUUGAUUAUAACAUCCUACCUUCUCUCUACGCUAGUCUGGGAAGGAGAGCUGUCGUUUACCGCAUAUGGGAAGAAUACAAAGAAGUAGGAAAAUUGCAGACAGGUGGUGGAUACUUUGGCUAUGAUAAGUGCCCUUGAAAAGCUCGGCGAACAUGAUGCCAUGGAGAAGAUAGUGGAAGAAUGGGAAUCUCAUAAUUCAAUGACCUUUGACGUCCGAAUCCCGAAUUUCCUCAUAAACAGCCACUGCAGGAGGGGUAAUUUGGGAAUGGCGGAAGCGGUUUUGGAGAAAGUUGUGGAGAGGAUGGGGGCAAAGGUUGGUGGAGGGACGUGGGGCCGCAUGGGGCGUGGGUAUGCUGAAAACAAGGAAAUGGAUAAGGCAGUGGAGGCAUUGUGGAAAUCAGUCUUCGCAACUCGUCCGGGAGGGAAACUUAAUAUGCGACUGUUGGCUACUUGUGUGAAAUAUUUGGAAUCUAAGGGAAAGUUUGAAAGAGCAGAUGAAAUUUUAAAGUCCAUCAAGAGGCAAGGGUUGGCUAGAGUACGUUUCGAUGAGAUUUUAGAAGAGUAUAUUCGAAAGGUAUAAUAAGGAGGGGAGGGGGGUCGAGCUUAGUACUAAGAUUUGAAACUUAACCUGACUAUUGACUAGAUUGCCAGGGAGAAGAUGGAGAGAGCCACCUUAGCAAAUCUCUGACCAUAAGGGUUGCACAAAGUGCUUCCUGAUUAUGUCUUUUAUGAGUUUAUUAUAUUUCAGAUAGUGAUCAGCAUCUUGUAUUAUCCUGUUAUGGCCAUUGACACUCAUCUACUUCCAUUUUGUUGUUGAACAAGUGCUUUAGUUAACUUGUUUGCACAACAAUCUUGACCUCCUAGGCUCCUACGAAGCUACUUAUGUAGGAGAAGAUUAAUGGUGGAAUUCCUCCCUAUGUAUUUCCAUGAUCAUUGUACAAGACGUGGAUUGGGAGAGGAAUCGGGUUGUUAUAUACUGCGUUAUGCCCCCUCCAUUAUUUUGUGGAUUUUUAAUUAAUAACUUCUUUUUUUAC